AUGGGGAUUUCAUUAAUUUUGAAUAUUUACACCCUAAUUCUAUUCAAACGAAAAAAUAAUAUUGUAAUUCAAAAAAACAACAAAAAAUACUCCGAAAAUAAAAUUAAAAUGGAGCGACGCCUAACUGUAUAUGUGUUGGUCACAUUUUUGGGGCAAUUGAUAGUCUCCCUAUUUAUGGUCACUUGGUUUACUGCUUCAGCAGCUUUGAAACCCUUUGUAGAUAAGGACACUUACAAUCUGAUAAACUUUGCCGUGCAAAAUCAGAGUGAGUUUAGUGUGAUUAUUUGGUUAUGUAAGCAAGAGAGAUCAGUCAAUCAUAACUUUGCAGAGGGGUUCGUAAGUAAGGAGGAUUUCUGGGGAUUCUUAUUAUUAGGUACAUUUUCCAGCUCCAAUUCCGUCUUCACCUACUUUCAUCUUGGGAUAUGA
Meloidogyne enterolobii is the source of this 426-nucleotide messenger RNA. Lineage: Eukaryota; Metazoa; Nematoda; Chromadorea; Rhabditida; Meloidogynidae. The record is from the annotation of a GenBank genome assembly.